Molecule: messenger RNA, 2262 nt
Organism: Aureobasidium melanogenum CBS 110374
Lineage: Eukaryota; Fungi; Ascomycota; Dothideomycetes; Dothideales; Saccotheciaceae
Product: P-loop containing nucleoside triphosphate hydrolase protein
Exons: 2
Coding region: 1-2262 (753 amino acids)
Cellular component (GO): nucleolus
Molecular function (GO): ATP binding; nucleic acid binding; RNA helicase activity
Source: RefSeq, a predicted model, not a curated record
AUGCCGGAUCGAUUGGAUGAUUUUGAAGGUUUCUAUGGUCUUGAGGAGAUUGAUGAUGUGGAUGUUGUCAAGGACGACAAUGGCAUUAUUUCUUAUCGGGCUAUCAGCGACAAGGCUACCAAGAAGAGACCUGCUCCCGAAGAGUCAGAGGAUGACGGUGAGGAGUUCACUGGCUUUGACGACGAUGAUCAGGAGGAAGAUGAUAAGGCAGAAGGUGGUGCUAUGAUCGUCGAAACCGUCACGCCUAGAUCUGCUCCCGAACUUGAGGAAGGAGAAACCUGGGAGAACAGAAAGAACAAACAAAAAGAGUUGCAGAAGCAGCAACUGAAGGAGAAGAAGCAAAAAGAGAAGAAAGAGAAGAAGGAAAAGAAGCCAAAGGCAGAGAAAAAGCAGAAGGAGACUGCUGCCCAGGCCGAAAUUGAAUCCUCAACAUUUGCCAACCUCAUGGACGAGGAAGAGGACGAGGGGGUUGACAUUAGCGCAUGGCGCCCUCUGAACCUCUCGGACGACACGCUCGGGGCACUUUCGAAGAUGAAGUUCCAUCAACCAUCAGCGAUUCAGAAAGCAGCCAUUCCUGAGGUUCUGGCAGGACACGAUGUCAUCGGAAAGGCCAGCACCGGAUCUGGAAAGACACUGGCUUUCGGUAUUCCCAUUCUGGAGCGCUAUCUCGAGAUGCAGAAGAUUGCUGGAAACAACAAAAAGAAGGUCAACAGCGAGGAAGAGGCUGCUCGCAAGCCUGCCCUGGCUCUGAUCCUCUCUCCUACUCGUGAACUCGCUCACCAAAUCUCCGCUCAUCUCACAAAGCUAUGCUCUGGUCUUGAUAAAGCACCCUGGAUUGCAACACUCACUGGUGGUCUUUCCAUGGCAAAGCAGCAGAGACAACUCAAGAACGCAGACAUCAUCAUCGGUACCCCUGGACGUCUGUGGGAAAUCAUCAGCGGCGGUCAUGGUGUGCUCAAAUGGCUGAAGCAGAUUCAGUUUCUGGUCAUCGAUGAAGCCGACAGACUGCUCAGUCAGGGUCAUUUCAAGGAGCUCGAAGAGAUUAUCAAUGUCCUUGAACGCAAAGAUGACUUCCAGGCCGAGGAGCAUGAGGAUGAGGAUGAGGCGCCUGAAGAAGUUGAGGCUGUCGAGAGACAAACACUUGUUUUCUCGGCCACCUUUCACAAGGGCUUACAGCACAAGCUCGCAGGCAAGGCCAAGCCCGGUGCUGGUCUGAUGGACAAGAAGGAGAGUAUGGAGUAUCUGCUCAAAAAGCUCAACUUCCGCGAAGAGAAACCCAAGUUUGUCGAUGUCAACCCAAUCACUCAGAUGGCUUCUGGCUUGAAGGAAGGCAUGGUUGAGUGCGGUGGUACUGAGAAGGAUCUUUACCUAUAUGCACUUCUUCUGUUAAACCCCAACGCCAGAACGAUAGUCUUCUGCAACUCUAUCUCUGCCGUGCGUCGCCUGACACCAUUCUUGCAAAACUUGCAGCUCCCUGUCCAUGCAUUGCACUCUUCAAUGGCACAGAAGGCACGUCUUCGUGCCAUCGAACGUUUUACCUCCAACAACCAGAACAAGACCAACCACAAAGGGUCCAUCCUUCUCGCUACUGACGUUGCCGCCCGUGGUCUUGAUAUUCCCAACGUCAACUUGGUCAUCCACUACCAUCUCCCUCGUGCCGCGGACAACUACGUCCACAGAUCCGGUCGCACAGCCCGUGCCGGCGAAACUGGUUCCAGCAUCCUAAUCUGCGGACCCGAAGAAGUAGCCGGCGUACGCAGACUAAUCGCAAAAGUACACGCCAGUUCCGCAGCCGCAGGCGCCGAACCCGCCAACGACGCAGCAAAAAACGGCUACUUCAUCCGCAGUCUCGACAUUGAUCGUCGCGUGGUCAGCAGACUCAAACCCCGAGCAAACCUGUCCAAGAAACUCGCCGACACGACCAUAGCCAAAGAGAAGAAACACAGCGAAGACGACUUUUUGCGCCAAGCAGCUGAAGACUUGGGUGUCGACUACGACUCUGAAGAAUUUGAAAACGCACCCGGUAAGAGAGGACGAGGUGCUGGCAGAAUCAAGAAAGAGAGGGAAGCCAGAGGACUUACCAAGGCUGAGACUGGGGCGCUGAGAGCUCAGCUCAAGGAAAUGUUGAGCUCGAGGGUCAAUGUUGGUGUUAGUGAGAGGUAUUUGACUUCAAGUGGGUUGGACAUUGAUUCUCUGUUGCAGCAGCAGGAGGCUGGUGUGCAUGGAGAGUUUUUGGGUACUGUUGCAGACCUUAUGGAUUAG